AUGCAACUCGACCAAAAAGUCCAACAAAAAAAAUAUCCACCUUAUAUUGAUAUUUAUGAAAAAGUUUCACUUGUCUAUCGAACUAGUUUAUUAAUAUCACUCAAAUUUUCUUUUUUACCUGUACAUCGUAUUGCUCUUGAAAUAAACAUUCCACAUACAAGUCAUAAACUACAAAUUUGUUCAAAUCAGGAAAGUGUUCAUGGUGCAUGUAUUCAAUACUCAAAUGGUUCAAAGGGCGUUACAUUUUGUAAAUGCAAUCAAGGAUGGUCUGGUCAAUAUUGUACAUGUUCCUCUGACUCUUUAUGUAUGGGUGUUGUAGCAAACAAUCGAUUGUUAUGUGUUUGUCCAUCUAAUCAAAAUCCUACAUGCUAUAAUGGUGGUCAAUGUAUCCCUAUUGAUAAAAACAUAAUACCUAACAAGCAAUUUAUAUGUAUUUGUCAAAAAGGUUUCAGUGGAAAAAAAUGUGAAAUAGCUGAUAAUAAAAUCAUUGUGUCAUUUCAUAAAAGUAUUAUUUUACCACAAUCAAUAUUCAUUCGUUUUAUUGAAGUAAUCAAUGAUGCUGUACCGGAAAAUGGUUUGACAUUCAAAACUAUUUCUGUCAAUCAAAAUUCAAUCACUAUUUUCUGGUCACGUCCAUUUCACAUUAUCUUUGCAAAAUUUUUUGAUAACAAUUAUUAUUUAAUAACAGUUCAAAAAACAUACAAUCGAUCAAGCGCAAUCUCUACAAUAGUUAAACCAUCAGGUUACUGA
This is a messenger RNA of Rotaria sp. Silwood2, 750 nucleotides long. The record is from the annotation of a GenBank genome assembly. NCBI's taxonomy places the organism in Eukaryota, Metazoa, Rotifera, Eurotatoria, Philodinida, Philodinidae.